CCAUUCUCCUGCCUCAGCCCGGAGUAGCUGGGACUACGGACGCCCGCCACCACGCCCGGCUAAUUUUUUGUAUUUUUAGUAGAGACGGGGUUUCACCGUGUUAGCCAGGAUGGUCUCGAUCUCCUGACCUCGUGAUCUGCCCGCCUCGGCCUCCCAAAGUGCUGGGAUUACAGGCGUGAGCCACCGCGCCCGGCCCGAGUCAUGUUUUUAAUCGUAGAGGCUGAUGGUCAAUUGAGUUCUUCCCACGUGGACAAUUCCGUGAAGCCUGCACUGACGUUAGGAGCAGCAGCGAUUUCUCUUUAAAGCUGGUUAAUGAUUCCCUCCCGUAACUCCGGGUAGCCAGCUUGUACUUAAAUAAUUGUAAAAAUGCGGACUGAGGUGGCAUGCCUUUUUGGCCCUUUGCACACGGCUGGCCUAUGUCGUUUAUUAAUUGGGAGGCAGUGUCAUUGUGUAAAUCCCCUUAUUCCUAGCGGGGUCACGGUCUGAGUUUGAAUGCGCCCCUCCGCAAGUAUCGUCACGGGCCAAAUUAAAGACUACAUUUCCCAAAGGCCCUCGCGGAUCCCACCCUUCUCCCUCCCUUUCCGGUUUUACACUUAGGCCCCGCCCCCGAUGCGCGUGUCGGCCAAUAGCGGCCCCACCUCUCGCGCCCGGCAAAAAAUAGGACGCGGGCGGGAACGUUUCAGGGGCCGCGGGGGCGGGGCCUGUGGCCAGGAGUUGGUCUUUGGAAUCGGAGGGGCAGAUUCGCUGCUCCGCAGUACGGCCGGAGCUGGUCCGGUCAAGAGUCGGGAUUUGUGGGGAGAGGUUCUCCACUGGUCAAGAGAAGGCUUUCAGAAAGACGGUAUUAAUUUCCCGUUGCGGCUCCGCCCGGUCCCAUCUUCGGCCCGCUCCUCCAGGAAAUGAAUCUGCUGCCGAAUCUUGAGAGUCCAGUGACUCGGCAGGAGAAGAUGGCGACCGUGUGGGAUGAGGCCGAGCAAGAUGGAAUUGGGGAGGAGGUGCUCAAGAUGUCCACGGAGGAGAUCAUCCAGCGCACACGGCUGCUGGACAGUGAGAUCAAGAUCAUGAAGAGUGAAGUGUUGAGAGUCACCCAUGAGCUCCAAGCCAUGAAGGAUAAGAUAAAAGAGAACAGCGAGAAAAUCAAAGUGAACAAGACCCUGCCGUACCUUGUCUCCAACGUCAUCGAGCUCCUGGAUGUUGAUCCUAAUGACCAAGAGGAGGAUGGUGCCAAUAUUGACCUGGACUCCCAGAGGAAGGGCAAGUGUGCUGUGAUCAAAACCUCUACACGACAGACGUAUUUCCUUCCUGUGAUUGGGUUGGUGGAUGCUGAAAAGCUAAAGCCGGGAGACCUGGUGGGUGUGAACAAAGACUCCUAUCUGAUCCUGGAGACGCUGCCCACAGAGUAUGACUCGAGGGUGAAGGCCAUGGAGGUGGACGAGAGGCCCACGGAGCAAUACAGUGACAUUGGGGGUUUGGACAAACAGAUCCAGGAGCUGGUGGAGGCCAUUGUCUUGCCAAUGAACCACAAGGAGAAGUUUGAGAACUUGGGGAUCCAACCUCCAAAAGGGGUGCUGAUGUAUGGGCCCCCAGGGACAGGGAAGACCCUCCUGGCCCGGGCCUGUGCUGCACAGACUAAGGCCACCUUCCUAAAGCUGGCUGGCCCCCAGCUGGUGCAGAUGUUCAUUGGAGAUGGUGCCAAGCUAGUCCGGGAUGCCUUUGCCCUGGCCAAGGAGAAAGCGCCCUCUAUCAUCUUCAUUGAUGAGUUGGAUGCCAUCGGCACCAAGCGCUUUGACAGUGAGAAGGCUGGGGACCGAGAAGUGCAGAGGACAAUGCUGGAGCUUCUGAACCAGCUGGAUGGCUUCCAGCCCAACACCCAAGUUAAGGUAAUUGCAGCCACAAACAGGGUGGACAUCCUGGACCCCGCCCUGCUCCGCUCGGGCCGCCUGGACCGCAAGAUAGAGUUCCCGAUGCCCAAUGAGGAGGCCCGGGCCAGAAUCAUGCAGAUCCACUCCCGAAAGAUGAACGUCAGUCCUGACGUGAACUACGAGGAGCUGGCCCGCUGCACAGAUGACUUCAAUGGGGCCCAGUGCAAGGCUGUGUGUGUGGAGGCGGGCAUGAUCGCACUGCGCAGGGGUGCCACGGAGCUCACCCACGAGGACUACAUGGAAGGCAUCCUGGAGGUGCAGGCCAAGAAGAAAGCCAACCUACAAUACUACGCCUAGGGCGCACAGGCCAGCCCCGGUCUCACGGCUGAAGUGCGCAAUAAAAGAUGGUUUAGGGUC
This is a messenger RNA of Symphalangus syndactylus (siamang), 2276 nucleotides long. It is a transcript of the gene PSMC3, whose product is annotated as proteasome 26S subunit, ATPase 3. Gene Ontology annotation, molecular function: ATP hydrolysis activity; ATP binding. The record is from RefSeq and is a predicted model, not a curated record. Lineage: Eukaryota; Metazoa; Chordata; Mammalia; Primates; Hylobatidae.